UAGUGACUCCAUAUUUCUCGACGAAUCUCGAACUAAACCGGUCAAUCGGAGGCCGCCAUUGGCGAUUGUUUUAUUUUCUGAGUCCGUGUCGCGAUAGAAAAAAAAGUUACCGCAGAAGCUUGUCAAUAUUCCGCCAAAAAUGAAUCCCGGCGUGGAAGAGGACACGCGACUUCCCGAGGAUUUGGUAGAUGAUAUCGAUGAAAUAUCGCCGCCGGAAAGCAAGCGUAUACGGUUGGAUGAUGGCUCUAACAACAAUCUCAACAGCACGUUAAAUAGUGCAACAAAAAACAAUACACGCUGGACUUGUGCAGGAGAUACAAGUCUGGUAGAGCCAGAGAUUCUGGAAGAUAUGGGUGUCAGUAUGUUGGAAGACGAAGAAAUGAGUGGCGGAUCAGUGAAAAAAUUGAAAACACACGAGUGCACCAUCUCACCAACUGGUUCUCAGAACAGGAGAACGCAAUCUACAGAGAAUGGAGAUAUUGUUUACGGAAGUCACAGUACCAUGUAUCGAGAUUCAAGUUUUGAGACUGUUCAUUUAGAGAGAUCAGAGAGAUCACAAGAUCCAUUUGAGUUGGAGGAUGCUUCUGUAUAUUUGUCUAUCGGCAAUGAGUCUGGUUAUUCGUCAAGAGUUGAAACAGAAACAUUUGGAGACAUGAAACAAAGUUUCAGCAAAGAUGAAUUGGGAGACAUGGUAGAUAAGAACGGAUUGGAUCAAUUUUAUUUGUACAGACGAAAGAAAAGACCGUCUAUUACUGGUGAAGAUAAAUUCAACAAACUCUCUGACGAAAUGAUUCUGAUGAUCUUAAGGUGGCUUCCUAAAAAAUGCUUGGUGCGUUCAAUGCUUGUUUGCAAACGAUGGUGUCAGAUUGCCCGUGACGAGGCAUUGUGGAGUCGUUUAGACCUUGGUGGUAAAGUUUUGGGAGAAGGAACCCUGGGACAUAUCCUGCCACGAGGUGUUCAAACAUUGAGACUGGCUCAAGCAGAAAUCGCAGACCCAGUAUUUCAGCCAAGCAGUGAAACUCUGAACGAAAAUUACGUCAGUAAGCUGCAAUACCUAGAUUUGUCAAUGUCCGUUAUAUCGCCUGAUGGAUUGGCAGCUUUGUUAUCUGUGUGUAAAUUUUUGAAAAAAUUAUCUCUCGAGAAAUGUACACUGAAUAGACUUUGCUGUACUGCUAUAAGCAAAAAUCAAGACUUGGAAGUUCUAAAUUUAACCAUGUGUGAAGGAAUUGAUAUAAAAUGUCUCCAGGAUAUUCUAAAAUUGUCAAGAUUGAAUGCUCUUAACGUUGCUUGGUGUGGCUUGGAUUUAGAAUGUAUGACAUUACUUUGUCGACAAUUACCAAGCACCAUUACCCGACUGAAUAUUGCCGGAUGUCGGAAAACCAUGACAGAUGAUAAUGUCAAAGAGUUGGUAAAAUGCUGCCCGCGUAUCAUCGAACUCGAUAUGAGUGAUUGUACAAUGCUUACAAUCAAUGCCACCCAAAGUCUAUUAAGCCUCACAAAGUUAGAACACUUAGCCCUAAGUCGCUGCUACAGUAUUCCUCCUACCACUUAUUUAAGACUAGCUCACAUGCCCUGCCUAAUGUACCUGGACGUCUUUGGAUUAAUGGCCGAACCUACUUUAGAUACACUGCAAGCAAGUUGCGGAAAUACUGAAAUAAACAAGUUCCUAUACAGUUCAGUCGCCAGACCGACAGUUGGUGUUAGGCGAACGAGUAUUUGGGGUCUUAGAGUUAGAGAUUAGGAAGCUAGAAGAAUUGAAAAAAAUCUCAUUUAGUGAUUUACGAAAAACCAGAGAAUUCGACUAGUAGUAGGUAUAGUUGAUUACAAAUCGCGUUUUGUCGCAGUAACUGAGAAUAAAUCGGACUUAAUCUCCGGUAAAUACGAUUAAACGAUUUCUUGAAAACUGAAGUAAUAAUAAUAAAGUAAAAAGUUCAUUAUGGUAUGUAUUUCGAAAGUAGUGCCAGAAAGCGGUAAUAGAAUUGAUUUUCAUUUUUGUAAAUAAAUUCUCAUACAAGACGAUUAA
Neodiprion virginianus is the source of this 2023-nucleotide messenger RNA. It is a transcript of the gene Skp2, whose product is annotated as S-phase kinase-associated protein 2. Lineage: Eukaryota; Metazoa; Arthropoda; Insecta; Hymenoptera; Diprionidae. Gene Ontology annotation, molecular function: protein binding. Gene Ontology annotation, biological process: SCF-dependent proteasomal ubiquitin-dependent protein catabolic process. The coding region runs from base 140 to 1741 and encodes 533 amino acids. Gene Ontology annotation, cellular component: SCF ubiquitin ligase complex. The record is from RefSeq and is a predicted model, not a curated record. The transcript is spliced from 6 exons.